Molecule: messenger RNA, 438 nt
Organism: Gaeumannomyces tritici R3-111a-1
Lineage: Eukaryota; Fungi; Ascomycota; Sordariomycetes; Magnaporthales; Magnaporthaceae
Exons: 4
Coding region: 1-438 (145 amino acids)
Source: RefSeq, a predicted model, not a curated record
AUGCGCUUGCGGAUUUUUUCCCGCAACAUUUUUAACACUUUAUUAAAAAACGCUAAAUUAUUUUUAUUAUUAAUUUAUUUUAUAACCGCUAUAUGGAAUUGCUUAUAUAAAUUAAAAAGCGCAAAAAAAACAACAAAAAUAAUACCGAACCGUACAAAUUCCAAACCGGUAGCAUUUGCAUUUAUAAAAACCCCGGCGCUAAAAAAAGGAAGCAUUUGGAAACGGUUAAAGUUAAAGCCAGUACCGGCAAGUACCCCGAAUUUGUUAAAUCCAUUUUUGUUAGCACGCCGGAACGUAAAAACCUUAGCAAUUAAAGCGUUCUUUGGGAAACGUUUUAUAAUAUUUGGCGAAAAGCUUAACGGCAGCACGAGCUUUUUUAAUUGCAGCAAAGUAAGGUUAAGGAAAAAUACGUUAGCAACCUGGUUAAAUAAAGGAUAA